GGUUUCCGCAGCUUCUCUGUCGACGUUUCAGUAAGCAAGUGAGGGAGCCUGUCGAGGUCCUGUGUGUAUUCCACAUCUGCUCAUUUAAGAUCUUUUGCUUAAAUUUUUUUCAUUUAAACUUUUUUGAGGUCAUUAGUGCGGGUUGGUUGAACGAUCAGAAAUCUUAACUGAACAAAACUGAGCAGUUGUGUCGGCAGACCUGAACAGAGACCUGAAUAGAGCACUCGGACAUCCUCACGGACAGACAAGAUGAAGUGGAGAAAUUAACAGAUUCCUUUCCGGAGUCUCAGAACAAACAUCUAUGUGGUGUGCCUGAGAAACUGAAGACGAUCGAGAACAAACAACAAGAUAAAGAGUCUGAAGCUAUGGAGACAAAACCACAAGGAUAUUCAGAGUUUUUAUCUCGGCCUGCCUCCCCUAGUACUCUGACCCACCAAACGAACACAACUACCACAUGUGAACAGAAUGACCAGGGCCAGAGCGCUGUUAACGAGAGUGACACAACUGGUGAAAGGAGCAAACCUCCGAGUGAGACGAUGUCAGGUGUUCAAAACAACACGAAUGAAGAGCCUUCAAAAGAUCCAGAAGAUGAAGUGGAGAAAUUAACAGAUUCCUUUCCGGAGUCUCAGAACAAACAUCUGUCUGAUGUGCCUGAGAAAAUGAAGAAGAUCGAGAACAAACAACAAGAUAAAGAGUCUGAAGCUAUGGAGACAAAACCACAAGGAUAUUCAGAGGUUUCAUCUCGGCCUGCCUCCCCUAGUACUCUGACUCACCAAACGAACACAACUACCACAUGUGAACAGAAUGACCAGGGCCAGAGCGCUGUUAACGAGAGUGACACAACUGGUGAAAGGAGCAAACCUCCGAGUGAGAUGAUGUCAGGUGUUCAAAACAACACGAAUGAAGAGCCUUCAAAAGAUCCAGAAAAUGAAGUGGAGACAUUAACAGAUUCCUUUCCGGAGUCUCAGAACAAACAUCUGUCUGAUGUGCCUGAGAAAAUGAAGAAGAUCGAGAACAAACAACAAGAUAAAGAGUCUGAAGCUAUGGAGACAAAACCACAAGGAUAUUCAGAGUUUUUAUCUCGGCCUGCCUCCCCUAGUACUCUGACUCACCAAACGAACACAACUACCACAUGUGAACAGAAUGACCAGGGCCAGAGCGCUGUUAACGAGAGUGACACAACUGGUGAAAGGAGCAAACCUCCGAGUGAGACGAUGUCAGGUGUUCAAAACAACACGAAUGAAGAGCCUUCAAAAGAUCCAGAAAAUGAAGUGGAGACAUUAACAGAUUCCUUUCCGGAGUCUCAGAACAAACAUCUGUCUGAUGUGCCUGAGAAAAUGAAGAAGAUCGAGAACAAACAACAAGAUAAAGAGUCUGAAGAUAUGGAGAUAAAACCACAAGGAUAUUCAGAGGUUUCAUCUCGGCCUGCCUCCCCUAGUGCUCUGACCCACCAAAUGAACACAACUACUACAUUUGAACAGAAUGACCAAGGCCAGAGUGCUGUUAACGAGAGUGACACAACUGGUGAAAGGAGCAAACCUCCGAGUGAGACGAUGUCAGGUGUUCAAAACAACACGAGUGAAGAGCCUUCAAAAGAUGCAGAAGACUCCCCCGGGACAGACGUUAAGGAAUCUAACAAGAUGUUCUAUUCUGCCUAUAAGCUCAUUGACGACAUGCUUCAAGAGAUUAAAGUGUUCAAAGACAGCCUGAAGAAAAAGAUUGAGACCACUACUAGAGAUACCUGUGUUCAGCCAGCUGACCCACAGACAGAAAGCCUGUCGCUUUCCUUCCAGGGUGAAUUGGUGAAAUUAACAGAUUCCUUGCUGAAGUCUCAGAACAAACAGUUCUGUGCUCUACGUCAGAAACUGAAGACGAUCGAAAACAAACAACAAGAUAAAGAGUCUAAAGAUAUGGAGACAAAACCACAAGGAUAUUCAGAGGUUUCAUCUCGGCCUGCCUCCCCUAGUGCUCUGACCCACCAGAUGAACACAACUACCACAUGUGAACAGAAUGACCAGGGCCAGAGCACUGUUAACGAGAGUGACACAACUGGUGAAAGGAGCAAACCUCCGAGUGAGACGACGUCAGGUGUUCAAAACAACACGAGUGAAGAGCCUUCAAAAGAUCCAGAAGUACAAACCAAUGCAGAUGAAUUCCAGGAUGCAGACUGGGAGACUAUAAAGAAAGAUGAUGUUGUUCCCCAUCUUGAGGACUCCCCCGGGACAGACGUUAAGGAAUCUAACAAGAUGUUCAAUUCUGCCUAUAAGCUCAUUGACGACAUGCUUCAAGAGAUUAAAGUGUUCAAAGACAGCCUGGAGAAAAAGAUUGAGACCACUACUAGAGAUACCUGUGUUCAGCCAGCUGACCCACAGACAGAAAGCCUGUCGCUUUCCUUCCAGGGUGAAUUGGUGAAAUUAAUAGAUUCCUUGCUGAAGUCUCAGAACAAACAGUUCUGUGCUCUACGUCAGAAACUGAAGACGAUCGAAAACAAACAACAAGUCAUGAAGAAGGAGUCAAAGGGUCAAGCCUUUCUGAAUUUGUUUUCUCCUUCCCAUUGGUUUCCUGAUAAAGUUUUACUAAUUGAAGUUGUUGGGUCAGACAAAACUGCUAUUACACAGAAGACAUUCUUAAAUGAACUUUCCAAACAACUGAAGGAUCAUAAAAUGACAAUAAACGUGGCCCAGCUUGACAAUGAGUCCAGUAAUCUUGUUCUACUCUUUUGUCCAGUGGUCUCAAGAAUUGGAACUGACAUUGGUGUGGCACUAAAGAAAGUUUCAAGUCAUAAGAAGAUCAUUCUGGUUGUUAUGCAUCACACCCCUAACCCUGAGUAUAUAGUGGCAGACAGCAGCAGAUUAGUGGAACAAGAAAAUGUGGUGGUGACAGUCGACUGUCUGUUCCAUGAAACUACUGGCUUACUCAAUUGUAACUUAAAUAAGGAGACAUCACAGAAACUUUGCAAUUUUAUAUCUUCCUUUAUUUCAACAAAAUAGAAUUAAUUGUUGUUAUAUAGAGAAAUGCCACUUUUAUGGCAUCAUUUAAUCAUACAAUAUGUACGGCCACAUUGCCUAUUGACUCUGUGUGACUUGAUUUAUUCCAAAUAGACGUCUCACUCUCCAGGUCCUGAAUGAAGUGUGUCUUUUGUAGAAUGGUGUGAUGAUUUUGUAAAUUACUUCUAGAGAGAAAAGAAGGAAUAAAAGAGAGAAAAUGUACUUUGUGUCAUGAAAUGUAUUUUGUGUCAUGAAAUGUAUUUUGUGUCAUUAAAUACUUGGAUAUGUUCUUCAUUUUAUUGUAUUCUCAAGUGGAAAAUUAAUGUAUUCACUUUGGACUUGUACAAAAAUAAACCAAAUAACAGACUUUAA
This is a messenger RNA of Erpetoichthys calabaricus (reedfish), 3359 nucleotides long. Its product is annotated as AF4/FMR2 family member 4-like. The coding region runs from base 366 to 2990 and encodes 874 amino acids. NCBI's taxonomy places the organism in Eukaryota, Metazoa, Chordata, Cladistia, Polypteriformes, Polypteridae. The transcript is spliced from 18 exons. The record is from RefSeq and is a predicted model, not a curated record.